Messenger RNA from Desarmillaria tabescens, 2182 nucleotides. RefSeq names its product major facilitator superfamily domain-containing protein. The record is from RefSeq and is a predicted model, not a curated record. The transcript is spliced from 6 exons. Gene Ontology annotation, cellular component: plasma membrane. Gene Ontology annotation, biological process: xenobiotic detoxification by transmembrane export across the plasma membrane. NCBI's taxonomy places the organism in Eukaryota, Fungi, Basidiomycota, Agaricomycetes, Agaricales, Physalacriaceae. The coding region runs from base 488 to 2182 and encodes 564 amino acids. Gene Ontology annotation, molecular function: fluconazole transmembrane transporter activity.
UCCACAUCCUUCUCUUACUACCUCCAUCUUGCUCUGCUUGAUACCGCCCGACACGGCAUCCUACUGCCAAGCUCUUCUAGUUGUAGUGUUCAGCGCAAUCACAUAAGGACUUCGCUCAGCGUUCAGUUGCUGUCCGCGCUAGUUUGUCAUUCUCGAACUUUCUGCAGCUGGCGUUUUCAUCUCCCUCCUCAUCAGAUAAUGACUCACAUAAUGAUAUUUCUGCCUGGCGACAGCGAGUAGAUAGGAGGUCUAUUUUCGAUCCACACGGAAGACGCCGAGCAUGAUGACGAAUGCCAACUUGCCGACAGUGGGAUCACCGAUUUUUGCUCACCAACCAUUCGCGAGUUUGAUGAAGAAUCCACCUUCAACGGCUGAAUCAUUUCCAGGGCCCGAAGAUUGUCUGGCAUCUAUAAAAGCGACUGAAAAUGAGAGGAAGGCAUCAAUCACCCCCGGCUCUCCUUUCCUUCCCCUCUAGACUUGUAUCGCUAUGGUCCAGGAUAUCCUCCGCGACUCGACCAUUGGCCAAGUCAUCAACUACAUUUCAAGUGGCCGUAUCUUUCCCUACGCUGACCAACGACCCGACUUUGAGGUUCCUUCACAUUUCCUCCUUCCAUCUCAAAGACCGUCGACAAUCGUGUCCCCAGAUUCUGACGCGACAACACUAUGCGGUGAUCUAGAAAAGUCUAGAGGUGCAUCGACACCGGGAGUACAGCUCACGAGGGAGUCUACUCUGGCUGUGGGUAUCGACACGGAGAAGCAAAAACAGAUCGAUAUUGCUCUCAGCUCCGACCCGUACACAGUAGGAUGGUAUGGGGACGAUGACCAGGAGAAUCCAAGAAAUUGGUCUCCCGCGAAACGCGCUUUUGUCGCAUUUAGCAUCAGCUUCUUGACCUUCAGCGUGUAUAUCGGCUCAGCCAUCUAUACGCCGUCGAUUCCUGGUCUGAUGGCUGACUUCAAUGUCUCUCAAACCAUGGCCACUCUUGGUCUCACGCUGUACAUUCUUGCAUACGGUAUCGGCCCCAUGUUCUUAGCGCCCCUUCAAGAACUUCCGGGGAUAGGUCGUAACCCGGUGUACAUGGCUACACUGUUCCUAUUCGUCAUCUUCCAGAUACCCGUCGCCGUCGCCAGAAACAUGAGUACGGUUCUAGCGUUCCGAUUCCUCACCGGGUUUGUCGGCAGCCCUGCGCUCGCUACGGGAGGUGCAUCCAUGGCGGACAUCUACCCUAAGCAUCAAUUCCCAUACGUGCUGGGUAUCUGGGCACUCGGAUCUGUCGCUGGUCCCAUUACUGGUCCAGUCAUCGGAGGAUUCGCAGCACAGGCCAACGGAUGGAGGUGGCCUCAGUACGAACUCAUCUGGAUCGCCGGUUUCGCGCUUAUCUUCCUUCUUCUGCUUCUGCCCGAGACCUACGAGCCAACGAUCCUGUUGAAGCGCGCGCAGCGGCUCAGGAAGCUCACAGGGAACCAGGAGUUGAGAUCCCAAAGCGAGAAGGAUAAAGGGGGCGAAUCCCUAGGUGAAGUGAUGCAGGAUGCGUUGAUCCGACCCUUCAUCCUUGCCAAGGAGCCAGUUUUGAUGUUCGCAAACGUCUAUCUUGGAUUUGUCUACGCUAUCUUUUACCUGUGGUUCGAAGCUUUCCCGCUUGUAUUCGUCGAUAUCUACCAUUUCAAUCUGGGCGUCAGCGGCCUGCCAUUCCUUGGAUUCGUUGUAUCCGGCGCCAUCACUAAAUAUCACAUCGCACCUAGAUUUGCCAAAGCUGAAGCUGCAGGCGUCGACAUUGCACCGGAGAUCCGCCUGGAGAUUGGAUUGAUUGCGAGCAUCUUCAUCCCGACUAGUGUUCUCAUUUUCGGGUUCACCUCGAAGGAGAGCAUUCACUGGAUCGCUCCUAUAAUCGGCGCCGCCCUCUACCUUCCCGGCAUCUACCUCACCUUCCAGAGUAUCCUGACGUAUAUAACGUCAGCGUACCCUACCUACGCCGCAUCGGUUCUCGCUGGCAACGACCUCUUCCGUUCCGCCAUCGCUAGCGUCUUUCCACUUUUUGGACGGGCAUUCUUCGUCAACCUCGGUCUGGGUCCAGCCUCUGCCCUACUCGCUGGUGUCUCUUUCCUCAUGAUGCCGGUGUUUUGGUCAUUGUGGAAAUGGGGACAUGUCUUGAGGAGACGGUCCGUGUAUGCGGCUAGCCCAUAA